GCUGCACGUGACCAUAAGCUAACCAAUCAGCAGCACUCUUGCUGAGCAGCACAUUUUCAUAUUUCUGCUGGAGCUGAGUUAGCUGCUUACUGUUCACCGCGGUCGACCAAAAAGGUGGAAAUUGCUGUGAGAAUGAGAAAAUCGCGGAAAAACAGAAGAGACCUCGGUCUGCUUCGUUCUGAAAGUGAGGAUGACCCUCGAGGCUUUGAAAAUAUUAGUAACGGUGUUCCUGGGACCCCACGUAGUUUUACCAUUGACAGCUAUACUGAAGCUGUUUCGAAGGAAGGUGAGGAGGAACAGAACGUGGCAACGACAGCAAAAAGGAGCCACUCAAAAAAAGUAACUCAAGAGGAGUUUGUAAGAAACGGAUUAACAUCUUCAGAUGAAGAGGAUGACAUGAGGGUCGUCAAGCUGCCCAUCCAGUCAGAAGCACCAGAGAAACUCCCCAUCAUUCAGGACACUAACAGAUUAAAUAACAUUUCCUCUGAAGAUGAAGCCACGUCCAUUCGAAGGGAGGUUGCAGACGGUUCUCAGGGCAUCGACAUGUCAACGUUUCGCUCUGUAAAUCAAACGUUAGCUUACCUUUUGAAAGCCUUCUCACGCUCUGCAGGAUCUCUCCACAGGGACGUUUCCAGUGAGUAUUCACAUCAAUCAAUCCACCAACAACUUCAAAGUGUUGCUAACUGCGUUACAUCCCAAUCUGAGCGAUCUAAUGGACCUCGAGGACGGGAAACGUUGAUGUCCAGCCCUCGAUAUGCAAACACAGCGCCUCGGCGCAGCGACCCGUCAUCUCCCAGAUCUCGACACGGCUGUGUCAAAGAUGAAAUUCUUGAUGGCUAUAACUACAGAUCCAGUAGUGGAUCCAGAUCCAGGCACCGCGAUGAGGCGUCAAGGUCAAGAUCCAGGCACUAUGAUGCGGCAUCUGGGCACCGUGAAUACUCCUCCAGGUCCAGGCACCGCGAUGGGUCUUCAAGGUCGAGAUCCAGGCACCGCGAUGGGCCUUCAAGGUCGAGAUCCAGGCACCGUGAUGAGGUUUCUAGGUCGAGAUCCAGGCACAGCGCUGAGGCUUCAGAUCAGAAAAUAGAGGUUGGACCUUCCCAUUGCCUCAGGAUGUGUUCAAGCGGGAGCUCUUCAACAUUUUGUUUGAUAUCCGCAAUCGUCUUACCAGCGAACAGCCCAUCCCUGCAGUCGUUCACAUUGACAAGAUGGAGACCAUGGAAGACUUUGUGAGAGAAGAGGAACGCCUCUCUGACCCAAAAGUCUUUGAAACCUUUGUGCUGCAUGUUUCCAGAAUUGGAGGAAAGAACACCAAGGAUUUUGUCAACAAAGUUCUUGACAGGCUCUUCACCAACGCACUGAUGGCCAAAUUCAAUAUGAAGGGGAAAGGGAAACGAGGCAAGAAACCUCUGGAAAAUACAAUGGUUUAUAAAGCAAUAAAAGAUGGGAUAAUGACGGGGGACUGGGCAGCUACAGAGGACUUCGUAAGGCUGUAUGCUGCGGAGCAUCUGAAACACGCGCCACACAGAUCUGGAGGCAGAAGACGGCAACUCACUGAAGACUGAUGAACCUGCUUUCACUUUGUAAUUCCAGAUUUAUGUUUUAAGCUGCAGUUUUAGCUAUGAAUCCAAAAAGAGAAAUAAAAUAGUGUUUUUUAUCGUAUAUUCUCUAUGAAGUAUAGACCCAAGCAAGGUUGGCUGUAGAACAUCAUUUAUGUGACUUUUUGUUUAGCACCAGUGUUGAUGGUGUAUCUGUUAUACUGUUAAUCCCUGUUUGAAAAAUACUUUUUUAUUGUUUUUUAUUUCAGAUAUACUUUUACUGCCAAUUUUAAUCUCUUCUGUUGAUCCAUUAAAAAAUAACAAUUUUAAAA
Messenger RNA from Poecilia latipinna (sailfin molly), 1867 nucleotides. RefSeq names its product pre-mRNA-splicing factor 38B-like. The record is from RefSeq and is a predicted model, not a curated record. The transcript is spliced from 14 exons. The coding region runs from base 133 to 1230 and encodes 365 amino acids. NCBI's taxonomy places the organism in Eukaryota, Metazoa, Chordata, Actinopteri, Cyprinodontiformes, Poeciliidae.